Molecule: messenger RNA, 2613 nt
Organism: Anguilla rostrata (American eel)
Lineage: Eukaryota; Metazoa; Chordata; Actinopteri; Anguilliformes; Anguillidae
Gene: abraxas1
Product: abraxas 1, BRCA1 A complex subunit
Exons: 9
Coding region: 230-1435 (401 amino acids)
Biological process (GO): attachment of spindle microtubules to kinetochore; protein K63-linked deubiquitination; mitotic spindle assembly
Cellular component (GO): nucleus
Molecular function (GO): polyubiquitin modification-dependent protein binding; microtubule binding
Source: RefSeq, a predicted model, not a curated record
UCAAAAUACCAAAUACGGUCUUCUUUCAUGGAUGAUAUUUACUCGGCACCAGUGUUCCCGGAACUCAUUUAUCUUAUCAUUCCUAAAUCGUUUAAUUUAGCAACCAACUUGUUUCGCUCAACGAAAGAUUGCAGUAAUCGGUCCCGCCCGGUUCCGCCUCGCAAGUCACAAAGUACGAUAGACCAAUCAACGGUCUUUCGCGGUUAGAUUUCAAUACCUAUGAGGCAGCAUGGCGGAGCUCAAUACGAGUGUUUGUAUCUCAGGAUUUGUUCUCGGGUCAUUGAUGUUUCAGCACUUCAACAAUGACUCUGAUGUAGAAGGGUUCAUUCUUGGGGAGUGCAAAGCUGAAGAACGGAGCAAUAUCACAGACUCCCAGAUAGAUAAUAUUCAAUUUGAACACUUAAUAAACAUCGAAAAACACAUUUCCUGUCACAGACUCAGGAGUUUUUAUAAUAACACUGGAGAGGUGAACCAGGAUGACAUUCAGCGUAUUUUGUCCUCUUGUAAGGAGGAGAGAGUGAUUGGUUGGUACAGACAGCGGAGGAAUACAGAACAGCGAAUGACCUUUAGGGAGCAGUUGGUCCAUCAGAACUUGAAGAGAGCGCUGUCCAAUCACGAGCUGGUCUUCCUGCUUCUGACGCCAACUGAGGCCACACCUUCUGGCUCCACACACCGCCUGGAGUACUCUGUGUACAGGUCACAUGGAAGCCAGUAUCAUAAUCUCCCUGUCCUGGUCAGUAACCUGGGGAUGCUGGAGCAGCAGGACUACUGGCACUCGUCUGUACCCUGUUCCUCCUUGAGCUACAGCCAGGCAGUGAAGAAACACAGGUCCAAGUUCUUCUGCUUAGAUGGGUCCCUGAGCGAGGUCAACGAGGUGAACAACAUGAACGACACCCUGCAGGCUGAGCUUCAGGCCGCCUGUGCGGAGGUGGAGAAGAGUGAGCGCUCCGUCGAGAAGCUGCUGGCAGAUAUCUCUGCUCUCAGGAAAGCGGUCACUGAGAAGAAGUGGAAGCACGCUUCUGAAAAAGAUCAGCAUCCAGCCUCAAACCCGCUGCAGGAGAAUGUGAUGCUGUGCGAGGCCAUGAGGACUCUUUUCCCAGAAUCCCCUCUGAUGCGGACCCAGGCGCUCACCUUCAGGGGUGCCCCGGCGGCGGAGUUCUGCUGCGGCGCCGAUCACGGGUUCGACAUCUCCGCGUCUCUGCCCCUGAUCCUGACCCACUGGGACGCCCACGCUAGGAAGUGGACAGGCAGGAAGGCGCGGACCUGGGGCAAACGCCGCCUCACAGACACGUCCCAGCCAACAAAGAGGAAGAGGAGGGGCGUGGCCGAUACGGACAGCGAAGGGCCACUGACAGUCAGCGGGUCAGAGACCGAGGAUGAGCUGCUGGCCUCUCAGCACGAGAACCGCCAAGUGUCCAACUCCCCAGUGUUCUGAUGACACCCAAUGCCAUUAUGCCUUCAGGUUUCCUCACCUUUUCGGCAAAAGCUUAAACAGAUUUACAGACAUGCAAUUAACGUUCUAAAACAAGAUGCUGACUAGACUACCUUUUUAAUUUCAAGUUGUGUGCAUGAUAAUCAAGGAUGGUUUUAAAUGAAAGCAGCCUUUAAAAAAGGCAGCAGAAGCAAUGUCCUCAUUGGUUACAGUACUCUAAACUGGAGCAGACAGCCAGGAAAACGGGUCUGCAUUAGUCCAGUCAGCUUCAAAUGAAAAGAUUUCAGUCACACUAGAACUGUACCCAUCAAGGAUACAUGUGAAGCCUGCAGCUGUAGCUCAUGAACUAACAAAUAUUUAAGAGAAGUUGACAUAACACCCUAAAACAGAGCAGCACCUUUGAGUUGUAUAUUUUGACACUUAAGUUUGGCCUUGUUUAUUCUCAGCAUCAGUAAGGUUUACAUCGCUUUAAUUUCAUAUAAUCAAAGGUCUUUGCUUAGCUGGUUUGCGGACAUUUAUGGCUGUCUGCACUCUCCUGAACCGACUGUGGAAAUUCUAGAAAUGGGUGCAGAGGAAUAUGAUUGGGCAUUUCAAAUUGUAAGAAAUGGGGAAAAUUGCAUUUCAGAAAAAAAAAUUGUUUAAAUUAGGCUUUCCCUUUCAGUUAAAGAAAAAAGCUGUACUGUAUAAGAUAUAAGAUGACAUGAUUAUAUAAAUUAAAUUAGUCUUUCAAACAUCUGACCUUCCAUAAUGUGUUCUCAGACACCAUAAUGCAUGAUAAAUGUUUAUUAACUUUAACAAAGCCAAUUAAAUUAUUUUAAAUGACUGGAGUCAUACAGUAAGCAAAUCCUUUCAUAAAACAUUUUGUACAAUUGAAUGCAGUUAUUGCAGUAUCACAGAUGGCAUUUGACUAGCUGAGGAGGCUACUCCGGAUGUUUGAUAUUGCAGAUGUUGGGGUCUCGCAGGAAGGUGGGGUCUUUCAAUGUCACCGACAUAAAACCUGCCAAGAAAAAAUGUUCAGGUAUUCAUUCAUGAAUGAUUAUCCCACAACGCACCUUGUGUUACUGUUUGUGUUCUUUUUACUGGCUGUUUCAGUUGCAGAUAUUUUUGAAUGCUUUUCUCUUUUGUUCAGAAAUUAUCUUCAAUAAAUUUUUGAAAAAAAUAAAAAAACUAUCAAACUUAAA